AUGAUCCGAAGACAGGCGCGUCAAAGAAGAGAUUAUCUCUAUCGGAGAGCGCUUACCCUACGCGAUGCAGAAAUUUCAGAAAAGCGCGCAAAAUUAAAGAAUUCUCUGGCGACCGGGAAGCCUCUGGACCCUAGCAUCGCCAAUGACAAGCAACUUCGACAGGACUACAAGUAUGAUGAAUCUCGAGCCGAUCGGACAACGCAAGAUGAACUGGAUCUAGACGACGAGUACAGCUAUCUUUCUGGUAUUGUUGAUCCUCGAGUCCUGGUGACCACUUCGCGCGAUCCGAGUUCAAGACUAGCCUCCUUUGCGAAAGAGAUCAGACUUUUGCUGCCUACCGGAAUCCGACUAAACCGUGGUAAUUUGAUCUUACCGAACCUCGUAUCCAGCGCGAAAUCAAGCGGACUCUCCGAUCUGAUUUUGCUCCAUGAACAUCGUGGAACACCUACUGCUUUGACCAUUUCACAUUUUCCACAUGGUCCGACGGCUUCUUUCAGCCUUCAUAAUGUGGUGUUGCGUCACGACAUCCCUAACGCAUCACGGGGGACGGUCAGCGAAAGCUAUCCGCAUCUUAUCUUCGAGGGCUUCACCACAGCGCUUGGAAAGCGUACCGUCAAAAUCCUCCAGCACUUGUUUCCGCCGCGGGAAGGUGGUACGAAGCUAGGAUCACGCGUCGUCACCUUCAAAAACAUCGAGGAUAGCAUCGAAGUCAGGCACCAUGUCUUCGUCAAGACUGGUUAUCAGAGUGUCGAGCUGGCUGAAGUUGGUCCACGUAUGACAAUGCGUUUAUUCGAGAUUCGGCAAGGCACAGCCGACAACAAAGACGGAGACGUGGAGUGGCACAUGAAUCAGUACACGCGAACAAGCAAGAAGAAGGACUACCUAUGA
Messenger RNA from Dissoconium aciculare CBS 342.82, 888 nucleotides. RefSeq names its product Brix-domain-containing protein. The record is from RefSeq and is a predicted model, not a curated record. Gene Ontology annotation, molecular function: rRNA primary transcript binding; snoRNA binding. The transcript has a single exon. The coding region runs from base 1 to 888 and encodes 295 amino acids. Gene Ontology annotation, cellular component: small-subunit processome; nucleolus; Mpp10 complex. Gene Ontology annotation, biological process: rRNA processing. NCBI's taxonomy places the organism in Eukaryota, Fungi, Ascomycota, Dothideomycetes, Mycosphaerellales, Dissoconiaceae.